AUGCGGAACCGCUUGUGGAUCGCGUGCCUCGUGGCCCCCGCCUUGUCGACCAGAUCCGUGUGGCACGGCGAGCUUGUCCGCAGGGCAGUUGACGAGGCUCAUCAGCAGGAGCUGUUGAUCGCAUCGAGAAACGCAGCUGGAUACCCGGCGACGCCGCUGCAAUGCUUCCAAGUUGCCAGUCCUGUGCUGGCGCCCGACGGCCUGGUGGACGGGAACAAGAACCUGGGCAACCCGAGGCCAAGGCAACCCGAAUCCUGCACCGUGACGUUGAUGGAUCACGUAUUUGCCAAUAGCUACGGCCACCCUUUCGUGGCCGACUAUGCACCGCCCUCACCCGCAACCUGCCGCGUUGCCAGCCAUUACAACAGAGUCAUUCUCAACCUGACCGUCGUCUCCGAGGGCCGCCAGUUUGAUCGCCUGGCCACGAUGUGGCUGGGCGACGCCGAGGUAUGGCGCAUGUCGACCGCGGAACCCAAGGCUCACCCGGGCAUCGCCUGGACGUACUGGAAGGACAUGACCAACUACCUGGCCCUGUGGAGGCAGCCGCAAAAGCUCAUUUUCGAUCUCGGAAACCUCAUCAACCACAAGUACACGGGGUCGUUCAACGCCACCCUCGCGGCCACCUACAUCCGCGACGAGGACCUGUCCGGCGCCGCGGGCCGUCCAGCAGACCACGUGCUGCCCAUCUCAGCUGGCAGAGGAAGCAGCAGCAGCCAGGGCAGCGCGUGGACAUACCCGGAGCAAAAGGCCGAAGCGUCGGUGCUGCUGCCGCGCAACACGAGGCGCGCCGUCGCUUCCGUCGCCGCCACCGGCCAGGCGGACGAGGAGUUUUGGUGGACCAACGUCCCCGAGAGCGGCGUCGACACGUUCAACGGCACGACGCUGCUCGGCAAGGGGUCCUUUCGCGAGGUCCGGCUGUUCAUUGACGGCCAGAUUGCGGGCCUGUCGUGGCCGUACCCGGUCGUCUUCACCGGGGGGGUCGCGCCGCCCCUGCACCGGCCCAUGGUCGGGCCGCAGGCCUUUGACCUGCGCGAGCACGAGAUUGACGUGACGCCGUGGCUCGGUGUCCUCUGCGACGGCAGCAGCCACGUCUUCAGCCUCGAGGUGGUCGGGCAGGACGACCUGGUGGCCAACAAGUACUGGGUGCUCUCGGGCAAGAUCUUUGUCUGGCUGGACGACGGCCCGGGCCACGUCACGAGCGGCCGGCCCCCCCGGGUGCUUGUCAGCGCGCCCGACUACGAGCCGCGCGUGGUGCAGGUCGCCAACUCGUCGCUUUCGUACCGCCAGACCACCCGGCGCGUGCUGCAGGCAGAGUCGCGGAUCACGAGGAGCAACGGCCGGGCGGUCACGGCGUCCUGGACGCAGGAGUUCGCCGUGGACGCCCGGGGCUCCCUGGCUGACUCUGGCGACACCCAGAACGUCACGGCGUCGUACAGGGGCGCGGACAGGGCGCUGGAGGACGGGUCGACGGUCUACCACGCGGCGUACUCGUACCCCACGCUGGCGAGGGUGAAGCAGACGGCGCCGGACGGCCGGUACAGCCUCACGGUGCGCGCCGACCUGACGCAAGGGAUGGACAUGACGGUGCUGGGACGGACGGCCUUUCCCAACGGGCUGGAGCCGUUUGCCCCGCUGCUGCCGGUCGGGGCCGACGGAUCCAGCCUGGCGACCAGCAAGACGAGCAGCGCCUUCUACUGGCAAACGGAGGGCGGCAACCAGACGGGCGGGCACGGCAGCAGCCACCAGCGCUACAGGCUCGCGUACAAGCAGCUGGCGGGCAGGCAGGGCUGGAGCGUUGCCGACGACGACGACGACGACGACGACAGCAAGGUAGUGUACCGGCGAGACGUCAGCGUGGUCAACGAGACGACGACGCACGACAGCGUAUGGGUUUGGGGAGCGAAGCGGCCGGUGGUGGAGGUUGCGCGCCCGCCGGCGGCGCAGGGCGACUCUCCCAACGGGUUCGCGGUGAGGAUCAUGGGGGGCAAGGGGCGCAAGGGGCGCGAGCCGGGACAUGCGAGCGCCGCUGGGGACCACGCAAACGGGUGGUCGGCGGCCGCGGAUCCCAGCAAAGAGCUGUAG
Ustilaginoidea virens is the source of this 2082-nucleotide messenger RNA. RefSeq lists its product as uncharacterized. The transcript has 2 exons. The record is from RefSeq and is a predicted model, not a curated record. The coding region runs from base 1 to 2082 and encodes 693 amino acids. NCBI's taxonomy places the organism in Eukaryota, Fungi, Ascomycota, Sordariomycetes, Hypocreales, Clavicipitaceae.